This is a messenger RNA of Scylla paramamosain (green mud crab), 4348 nucleotides long. Its product is annotated as TATA box-binding protein-like 1. NCBI's taxonomy places the organism in Eukaryota, Metazoa, Arthropoda, Malacostraca, Decapoda, Portunidae. Gene Ontology annotation, molecular function: general transcription initiation factor activity; DNA binding. Bases 308 to 1054 code for a protein of 248 amino acids. The transcript has 8 exons. Gene Ontology annotation, biological process: DNA-templated transcription initiation. The record is from RefSeq and is a predicted model, not a curated record.
UAGUUGAGGUGGAGAUGCUGUGGUGCCGCCGUCUCUUUUGCGAGUAUUUUCCAUUUUCUGAGGCUGGUGUGCGAGGGAGGAUGCUGUGGUGAGGCAUGGAGGUCGUGUGCGGCGGCAGAUUCCUCUCCCCGAGCUUCAGCGGUUCCAGUAUCAUUCGCCUUUGAGCCAAUCAUGCGUGCUGCUCAGUGUGCCAGUCACAUGAUGCAACCAAUAGUUAUCUUUCCUGUUGAAGGGGCCCGAGCAUUUUCUUCUCGGCCCAGAAAGUACCUCAGGGGAUAAUACACGGUCAAUAAUUGAUCAGUCCCAAAUGGGCGAACAAGAGCAAGUAUCUGCAGUUAUGGAGGAUGAAAAGGUGAUCAAGGAAGAGGAUUUAGAAGUGAAGGAUCCAGAGCCAGUCCUUGACAUCAUUAUAAACAAUGUAGUAUCUUCCUUCUCUGUUGCGUGUCACCUUGAUCUCCACCAUCUAGCGCUCCAUGGAAACAAUGUUGAAUUACGAAAAGAAAAUGGGGUGCUGACAAUGAAACUGCGUAAACCUCCCACCACAGCCUCCAUAUGGUCAUCAGGCAAAAUAACAUGCACAGGCUCAACCUCAGAGUGCCAGGCGCGGCUAGCAGGGCGUCGCAUUGCUCGAUGUGUCCAAAAAAUGGGCUAUAAUGUCAAAUUUAGAAAUUUCCGGAUAGUAAAUGUCUUAGGAACCUGCAGCUUACCAUUUGCAAUAAAAAUAACUCCUUUUUCUCAAAAACAUAGAGAUGCAGCAAGUUAUGAACCAGAGCUGCAUCCUGGUGUCACAUAUCGAAUUGAACACCCAAAAGCCACGCUCAAGAUAUUUAGUACAGGAAGCAUCACUGUGACAGCACCCAGUAUCGCCAACGUUCAGAAUGCCAUUGAACACAUAUACCCUUUGGUGCGGGAGUUUGGCAAGGCUCGGUCUGAGGAGGAAAUGGCAGAGUACCGGCGGAACCAGGCCAGAAAACAGUUUCCAAUACUCAAUUUUGAAGAUGUGGAAGAAGACUUGUCAUCCUCGGAAAUUGAAGAGUAUUGGGAACCCAUGUAAUGUUAAGUUUAGCAGUCCAUUACAGAGUAUACAAGAAGCCAUGUUGAAAAGGUUUUGUGAGAUUUUUGUAAUAUUACUCCCCCACUUUUUUUUACGGUUUUUUUUUCUCUCCCCCUCUUAUAAUUAGAUAGCCAUUUUACCAUUCCCAAAGACAUGUUCUCAUAUUUUCUCAAGGUAUAUUCUUGAUGUGUCUGGUGCACAAGGUAACUAUUUAAUGUGUCUCAACUGAAUGAAUGCUCUUGCAUCACAACACACACACACACACACACACACACACACACACACACACACACACACACACACACACACACACACACACUGCAGUCUUCAUAUCAAACCAAGCUGCACAUAGUCCCAUCAUUUGCAACAUUGAUGAAGUUGAAAGCCCCACCGUGUAUUAUGUGAUUUUGAUGUCAAGGUAUUGUAAGCAUUUCCUACCUUUUCCUUGUAUCGUCUUCUUAGCUAUUAGUUUGAGCUUGACUGAACUACUGUGUUUUCAUCACACAACUCACAGACUCCAUGAAUCAUCUGCCCUGUUUUGGUUAUCCAGAGGAAUUACAACUUUAACUAUUUUGACCAAGUAUUCUGAAUAGAAAAAAAACAUUUGUGCAGCUAGUCUAAACUGAAGUGGCAUAGCAUUAUCAACGUUUUUGCUUUGAAUUAUGUUAAAGCAUGGAAGCACUUCAUCCGAAUUAAUGGGCCAGUUGGAAAACAGCACACCUAAGAUGUUUCUCCAGGUAUCUGUCAGCCCUGCCUGCCAACAAGACCUUUUUUUUCCAAUUAACCUGGCACAAGAAUGUGGAGAUCACAGGUGCAAUGGUCCUCUUACCGAUUCUGAAAAUCCACAAGUCACUGCUUGAACUUGUCAUAUCAGAAACCUCUACCCAUUAGAUGGUUUCUUAAUAACACGAUCUCAUCAUACAUGUAGAGAUAAUUUCUUGAUCACAAAGAUGGAUCACAGCAGCUAGAGGUCAAGUGUGCAGCAAUACAGGAUUUUCUAGUGGUUUAUUUGGACAUUAAAAUUAACAAUUAGAUAAUAUUCACGUAUUUAUACCAAUAAGUAACUUGUGCCUUCAACAGUCCUUAUGUCACAGUCUGGGAUGGAGCUGGCACUGUGAAACUGGAAGUACACAGAUCUAAGGAAGAGUGAUGGUGUCUGUGUGACCCGUCUUGGACCUCUCACUAAUCCUCUUUCUGUCCCUGAUUUGUAAUUUGUAAUACGUACCAAUGUCUUGUAUUGACAUCUCCAUUUUUCUCUCUUUUAUUUUAUUAUUAUUAUUUUUUUUAUUCAUAGUUCAUCAUCUAUACUUUGUGAUUUCUUUUCACUUGAAAUCAUUAUCAUUAUCCUCAAACUCCCAUGGUUAUGUUAAAGCUGCAUUUUUGUCAUCAGUACAUUAUACUACAUUAGAAUAAAUAGAGGCAAAUAACUAAACAUGUGAUCUUAAACAUUUAAUGUUAUAGGAAUUAGUUUUAAAAGAAACAUUUAUGUUGUACAAUUAUGAUUUAAAUUAUAUUACUUACCAAUGAGGAAAUGAGAACUAAGAACAUUAUUAUGUUUUCUGGAAGUGAUUAAAACAAUUUUUUUUCACUCUCUCUCCUCUCUCCAGGUUUGUAUAAGAAAGGAAUAGUGUCCCAUGGCAAUUUGAUCACUUCAUAAUGCUCAUAUGUAUGUUCCUUCUAGUGGUAUCCCCCAAACAAGCUGUAAAUCUGCUGUCUCCCUUACAAGGCCAAAGCAUUUUUAUGUUACUUAACAUAUCUGCCAGUGGUCAGAGAUAAUGGUGGAAGGAAAAUGACUGAGGGUUUAACUCCCACCAAAGCUUGUCUCUGCUAGACUGACAUGUGAAGAAACCAGUUAGUGGAUCACUUGUCUAGCACAAAUUUGUUGCUCUUGGAGUAUGGUUGUUCGCGUGCUUCCAGUGCCUGUGAGGAGUGCUUGUAACACGCACUUUACUCCACUGACGCUGCUCUAGAUUUGGCUAAUGGGAACAAAGUUUGUAUGUGAAUUUGUAUAGUACAAUACUUACUAUGUUCUUUGUUUAAGAGGAUGUCCUGCAACCAUCAUAAAUCAAAUGGUUUUAUGUUUACAAAGGAUCAGUUUGCUUGACUGGACUAUCCUGCAAUAGAAGCAUCAUAUAACUAACAUGUACAGUGGGUUCAUUUGUCCUAUGCUGUAAUUGGAGUGGAUUCCUAAAACAAACCAUGCUUCAAGAUUUUUUAAAAAUCCAUAUUUUGAUAGUCCUUUUGAUGCUUUUACAUCUUCCUUUGUAAUUAUUUAAGAUAUUGCGAUUGACAGUAAAUCAUGAAAACAUUGCAUUUAUCAUUUUGGCAUUAAAGAUCAUGAAAUUUUUUUUCAGAAUGUAUAUAAAGGACUCCAGAUAGAUUUUUGCUUCUUAACAAAGGAGCGUUACUGAUUACAUCAGUGUUUAUAUCCAAUUGAGUUCCUUGUUAGAGGGACUGUUCUGCAUUAUUCUAGAAUUUCCAGACCAUUGUUAGUGUUGUAUCUGUUAUUUAUCACUCAUGUUGCAGUAUUUCCAAAACCCCUUUGGCUGCCUGCGUUUAAACUGUUACAUUACAUCUAUUGGCAUUAUCUUCACAUUGUGUUACUUUCUGACAUUCUUCUAGCUUGUGUAUAUAGUACUCAAUAAGGCAGUAGUGUGUUUAGGAGAGUUGAAGAUUGGGCAAUGGCAGUGCAAACUGAUGUGAUGGAGAAGAGCAAACAGUUUAUCCUCAUUCACAAGUUACAAGAAGCAAGUGCUCGUGUACCCUCUGUGAAGAUUGUUAUGGAAAUGGCACUCUUGAAGCAAGUGCAAAGCAGCUUUAUUAUUUAGGAAUUAAGGAGAUUCACCAAAGGACCUUUUUUUCUGGCGAGUCUGUGCCAAGACGUCCCCCAGAAGGCCUGAGGAAAGAGUACGAGUAGGGUGGAGGAGAGCCUGAGUGUGCCACUCUAUGUAUAUCCAUGUACUGUAAGAUAAGUCUCCAGCAUCAAAGUGUAUUGUAGGUUUAUUAUCUCCAGGCCAGAGUCUCACACCACUGGUAUUGUGGCAGUAUUUUUUCAAGUGUAUUAUGGAACUAUUGUCAAGUGUAGGCUUAUGAUUUUGAGAGGACUAGUGGCAAAUUUCCAAGCCUUAGCAUGGACUCUAUGUAUAACUUGAGGUUUACAAAAUUGUUGAUGCCAGUGUAUGUUGAAAUUUUGUAUGCAAUAUUCUGUUUGGAAAUAUCAAAGAUUGUUCACUCCUGCUAACUUUAAUGUAUUACUUAACAGCUAGAAAGAGAGCAAUACAAAAAUGGCCUUCA